CCCCAGCACGCGUCCCCCGCCGCGACCGGGCCUCCGCCGCCGGCGCUGGAGACCCUGCAGGCAGAGCUCAGUUCCCCCAAAAUUAUAAAAGCAGGAAAACUCAAGACAAGGAAACCCAAUAAGGCCAGUGAUUUCAGCGAUAUGGCAAACUGGCCAACACCAGGAGAGUUAGUGAGCACUGGAAAAACCUUUUUGCAGUCUCAGAGUGUCAUCAGCCAAGGAAAUAAGAAGCCACAAAUUAGAAAAGAAAAAGAAGAGAAGGUUGAAAAGAGGAGUAACAGUGAGAGCAAAGAAAACCGGGAAACAAAAUUAGACGGUCCUAUUGAAAAUGUGAGUGAGGACGAGGCCCAGUCAAGCAGUCAGCGGAAGAGAGCUAAUAAACACAAGUGGGUACCACUGCACUUGGAUGAUGUAAGACCAGAGAGUCAAGAGAGACCUGGAUCCCGGAACAGCUCUCGGUGUCAACCUGAAGCAAAUAAGUCAUCCCAUAAUAACAGGAGAAAUGACACACGAAGUUGGAGGCGAGACAGAGAAAAAAGAGAUGAUCAGGAUGAAGUGUCCAGCGUGAGGAGUGAGGGGGGUAAUAUCCGAGGUUCCUUCAGAGGUCGAGGAAGAGGACGUGGACGGGGAAGAGGACGAGGCAGAGGAAACCCUCGAGUAAACUUUGAUUAUUCGUAUGGUUACCGAGAACAUGGUGAAAGGACGGAUCAGCCAUUUCAAACAGAAAUUAACACCAGUAUGAUGUAUUACUAUGAUGACGGUACGGGUGUACAGGUAUAUCCUGUGGAAGAAGCAUUGCUUAAAGAGUAUAUUAAGCGUCAAAUUGAAUAUUACUUCAGUAUAGAAAACUUGGAACGUGACUUCUUUCUUCGGAGAAAGAUGGAUGAGCAAGGUUUCCUGCCUAUUUCCCUGAUUGCUGGAUUUCACCGCGUUCAGGCUCUCACCACAAACCUUAAUCUCAUUUUAGAGGCCCUGAAGGACAGCACAGAAGUAGAAGUUGUGGAUGAGAAAAUGAGGAAAAAGAUAGAACCAGAAAAAUGGCCAAUCCCAGGCCCCCCUCCCAGAAGCGUGCCACAGACUGACUUCUCUCGGCUGAUCGACUGUCCGGAGUUUGUGCCAGGCCAAGCCUUUUGCUCACAUACAGAGUCUGCCCCAAAUUCUCCAAGAAUUGGAAGUCCACUGAAUCCAAAGAAACACACUGAAACAAGUCACCUUCAAGCAAUGUCUAAAGGUCUGUCUACCAGCUUGCCUGACUUGGACUCAGAGCCUUGGGUGGAGGUGAAAAACAGGCAUCGCCCAGUGAAAUUAAAGGAAUCAACACCUGUACCUGAGGAGGCAUCAGAUCGACUGUAUCUUCCAGAAGCAGAAGAACUGGAUUUCUUAUUUGAUGAGGAAAUGGAACAAAUAGAAGAACGAAAAAACACAAUUACUGAUUGGUCUGAUAACGAUUCAGAUUAUGAAAUUGACGACCAAGAUUUGAAUAAGAUUUUGAUCGUAACUCAGACGCCACCUCACAUGAGAAAACACCCUGGAGGAGAUCGAACAGGCAGCGCCUCGGCUCGGGCGAGCAUCACCUCGGAGCUUGCCAAAGUGAUCAAUGAUGGCUUGUACCAUUAUGAGCAGGACCUGUGGACGGAGCAAGGUGGAAACACACCCGCCGCAAUAAAACAGGAAGUUGAGAACUUUAAGAAGCUAAAUCUCAUUAGUAAAGAGCAGUUUGAAAACCUAACACCCGAGCUUCCUUUUGAGCCAAACCAAGAAGUUCCUGUAGCGCCUUCACAGUCCAGGCAAGUGGUCUGUUCGUUGCCCGCGGCGGUUCCAGAAUCUCCAAGGGAUAAUCCUGCAAGGACACCCAAGACCCCCCGAACACCCAGGCUGCACGAUCCUGACAAAACACCCAGAUUUUAUCCUGUUGUUAAAGAACCAAAAGCCAUUGAUCUACAGAGUCCCAGGAAGAGAAAGACGAGGCACAGCACAGACCCCCCUCUAGAGUGUCAUGUUGGCUGGGUCAUGGACUCCAGAGACCACGGGCCACGAGCACCCGCUGUCAGCAGUGCCAACACUCCGCCCUCAGGAGGGGUGCCGCUGGUGGGAAGCUGUGGAUGUGCUCCGCAUUCCUUCCCUAAGUUCCAGCACCCUUCUCACGAGCUCCUGAAGGAAAACGGCUUCACCCAGCAAGUGUAUCACAAGUAUCGUCGAAGAUGUCUGAGUGAGAGGAAAUGCCUGGGAAUCGGACAGUCCCAAGAAAUGAACACCCUCUUUCGUUUCUGGUCCUUCUUCCUUAGAGAUCACUUCAAUAAAAAGAUGUAUGAGGAAUUCAGACAACUUGCUUGGGAAGAUGCAAAAGAGAAUUACAGGUAUGGGUUAGAAUGUCUGUUCCGGUUUUAUAGUUAUGGACUGGAAAAGAAAUUCAGACAAGAAAUUUUUAAGGAUUUCCAAGAAGAAACCAAAAAAGACUAUGAAUCUGGUCAGCUAUAUGGACUAGAAAAGUUUUGGGCCUAUCUGAAAUAUUCUCAGUCCAAGACGCAGUCCAUUGACCCAAAACUUCAGGAAUACCUCUGUAGUUUUAAGAAGUUAGAAGACUUCCGUAUUGAUCCCCCUAUUGGUGAGGAAUUUGGAAGAAAAAGAUACUCGUCCACUUCUGGUGAGGAGAGCAACCGGCACAGACCCCCGUCUCAUUCUCCAAAGCCACUAAAUGCUGCUGCGCCUACAUCCACCAGUCAGCUCCUGGUGCCCGCCAACUCUCCCAGAGGGAAUUCUCCACAGGAGUUCAGCGACUCGCACCAGAGCCGUGCUGCUUCCAUCUCAAUGAAUGGCGAAGUGCCUGAGAAGUAGACUCUUAUGAAAGUUGUGUGUCCUUGAAAUCAACAUUACAUCAGUAUUUAUUUGGGAAAAAUCUUCUGAUGUUUAAUUGUGAUAAUCCGAAAAAGUAGAAAGGAAGAAAUAAGGUAGCAUCUUUUCUAGCAGGCUAAAUUCCAAAAACGUUUUCCCUGUUUUCACAAACCAGGAUAGUUUUGGUGACCUUUUGUAGACAUCUGCUAGUAAUGCAUUUUGGUCUCAGUAUUUCUUUAAAGCCAUUGUUUACAAGAACAGCAUUCCUUAAUAUAUUAAAAAGCAAUACAAGGAAUGCUUAACAUUUCAGCUCUUACUUCUUAAAGAAGAUAUAGUAUGUUGUAUUCAUCUCUCUAGAGCUCUCUUAAAAAAUCCAGUUGCCCCACUACCAAUUCAUAUUUGAACUUAUCAAAA
Messenger RNA from Marmota flaviventris (yellow-bellied marmot), 3246 nucleotides. The record is from RefSeq and is a predicted model, not a curated record. Lineage: Eukaryota; Metazoa; Chordata; Mammalia; Rodentia; Sciuridae.